Molecule: messenger RNA, 1623 nt
Organism: Priceomyces carsonii
Lineage: Eukaryota; Fungi; Ascomycota; Pichiomycetes; Serinales; Debaryomycetaceae
Gene: MDM34
Product: ERMES complex subunit
Exons: 1
Coding region: 1-1623 (540 amino acids)
Biological process (GO): phospholipid transport; mitochondrion organization
Cellular component (GO): ERMES complex
Molecular function (GO): lipid binding
Source: RefSeq, a predicted model, not a curated record
AUGUCUUUCAAAGUUAACUGGGAUAGUCUUGAAACCGACUCUUUAACGAACUGGACAAAGGAGCUAUUGACGGAUGCCUUAAAUUCAGGAAAAAGGCCACCAAUUUUGGCCUCUGGCAUUCAGAUUAAAGACUUGAAUUUUGGAAAGGUGGCUCCAAAUUUUGAAAUAUUAGAAAUCGGAGAGUUAGACAAAGACAGAUUUAGAGGGAUUUUCAAACUUACUUAUAGUGGGGACUUCCAUUUGACAUUGCAUACUAAGGUACAAGCAAAUCCUUUAAAGAUUUACAGCUCAAAUUCGCUAGAAAGAGAAGUGAAUAAUGACUGGGAGCUGUUCAUAACACCAAACUUCUUGAUGGCAGAUGAUGCGUUUGCUCUUCCUUUAGACCUCAAAUUAAGUGACAUCAAAAUAAAUGGGAUAGGCAUAAUUGUCUUUUCAGAAUCAAAAGGCUUAACGUUAGUCUUUAGAAAUGAUCCACUAGAUUCUAUCAAAGUCUCCUCAACCUUUGAUACGGUCCAAGUAUUGGCAAAUUUUUUGCAGAAUCAAAUCGAGAGUCAAAUUCGUGAUUUGUUCAGAGAGACAUUGCCAACAAUACUACAUCAAUUGAGCUUGAAGUAUACGUCAGUCAACCGUAAUGAUUUGCUCAACUUAAAUCCUCGGUCAUCUCGCACUUCUGAAGCUACGACGUUUGAUCCAAAUGUUACUUAUUCAUCCGAGAACCUUCAAAAGAACUUGAAUUUGUAUGUAUCAAGAGAAACAUUGAAGUUGGAUAUUUCAAAAUUCAAAAAUAUUGUUCAGAGAACCCAUUUGGAUAAAUUCCAUAAAAAUUUACCAAACUUAGCAGACUCUUUGAAAUCGAGCUUGAACUUAAGGGGUGCUAAUUUGGCUUCAUAUAACAAUUCAAAUGGUAUUCCUAUUGAAUAUCUCACCAAAAAUGAUCCUGUUCAGGUCAAUAAUAUUUUAAGGGAUAUUGUUUCCACCCAGGCUACAAAUUAUUAUAAGUCUGGUAACAAUGCUUCUAUGAAACCUAAAAGAAGAAAAAUUAAGUUGCAUUCUAAAAAGAAGGCCACGAGUGAGAAUGAUACGAAUCUAGAAGACUCCUCAGAUCAAAGUGUGUUCUUAGGAGCAGACAUAGCUUCGGAUGCUUCUACUUUGAUUGAAGAUUCGGAAUCCUUGCAAACCCCUCAAAAAGAAGCUCCCAAUUUUUCGCAUUUGAAACAGCCCAAGCCUAUCAGGGUAUCUACUGAUUUCCCUUCGCACGCUUUGAGACCAAUUGAAUCACACUCUUAUUUUCAUCCCAAUCAGAUGAAUAGCCCUUCUACAAAUUCAUCUUUGUUGAGUAGCCUUGGUUUGGGUAAUAACUAUUUCAACUUUUCGAAUUCUAAUCAUAUAUCAACGUCCCCUAUUAGAAAUGAAAAGGAAAAGGAAAUUAGAAACAAAAAGUCUAUUAAUUAUAUCGAUAUCAACAAAAUUAAUAGCAAGAAAAAUGACGAGUUGACCUCAAAUGCUUUGAAGCAGCAAAUAAAACUUGACAAGGAGCAAGAUAUUCCGGAUCAUUCAAUGGUUGGUUUAAGUGGCCAACAAGGAUUGUUUGAAGCUCCGCCACCACCCUAUUACCAAGUUUAA